AUGGAUAUUGCAUUACACGAUAAAACAUUAACAGUUUGUUCAAUCGGAUUAUUAAGUGUCCAAGAUCAUUUACAACCAUUUUGGGUCGGUCUUAUGGAUGGAGAUGGAAGUAUUCAAGUCAAUCAUUGGCGAAAGAAAAAUUUACAAUAUCGACUCAUUAUCAAAUUAUCAAAUUUAGAGUCUAAUGUUCAAAUGUUAAUGUUCAUAAAAGAUCAAUUUAAAGGAUAUGUCAGAUUUACUAAUAAUGGUAAAUUUGUUAUUUGGGUAUUAGAUAAUAAAAAAGAUAUUUUAAAUGCUAUUAAAACUUUUGAUAAGUAUCCUCCUUUAACUAGUCGGCUUAUUUGCUCUUUAAUUUUUUUAAAAACUUGUGUCUCUCAUAAUGAUGUUGAAACUUAUUUAAAUUCUAGAAAUUUAAAAUAUUCUAAUCAAAAUGACAUAGUUCAAGAAAAUUUAAGUAAAUCAAUACCUCUAUAUUUUAAUAGUUGGCUAUCAGGAUUUAUUGAAGCAGAAGGUUGUUUUUCUAUUCGACAAAAUAAAUAUUCUUCUUUUUCCAUAGCACAAAAUAAUGAUAUAUAUAUACUAAAUUUUAUAAAAAAACAUUUUGAUAUUUCGAAUAUAAUUAGAAAACCAUAUAAAAAUAAAGAUUUUUAUUCUUUAGAGGUUUACAAAAAAGAUGUCUUAAAUAAAAUUAUACAGCAUUGUGAAAUGUAUCCAUUAUUAGGUGCUAAAAAAGAUAGUCUCUUAAAAUUCAAACAAACUGUUUAA
This is a messenger RNA of Postia placenta MAD-698-R-SB12, 765 nucleotides long. RefSeq lists its product as hypothetical. The record is from RefSeq and is a predicted model, not a curated record. NCBI's taxonomy places the organism in Eukaryota, Fungi, Basidiomycota, Agaricomycetes, Polyporales, Adustoporiaceae. Bases 1 to 765 code for a protein of 254 amino acids. The transcript has a single exon. Gene Ontology annotation, molecular function: endonuclease activity.